Anoplopoma fimbria (sablefish) is the source of this 2296-nucleotide messenger RNA. RefSeq names its product solute carrier family 29 member 3 (gene slc29a3). The coding region runs from base 310 to 1734 and encodes 474 amino acids. Gene Ontology annotation, cellular component: Golgi apparatus; plasma membrane. Gene Ontology annotation, molecular function: nucleoside transmembrane transporter activity. The transcript has 7 exons. Gene Ontology annotation, biological process: nucleoside transmembrane transport. Lineage: Eukaryota; Metazoa; Chordata; Actinopteri; Perciformes; Anoplopomatidae. The record is from RefSeq and is a predicted model, not a curated record.
AAUGAAGUCUGCUGUGAUAUGGAUCGUUGUGUCGGUCCAGCACUUGUAGAAAAGACAGCAGCAACAGUCAGAGAGGUCCAACUGUGAGCAUCUCAGGAUCUGGACUAUUGGACUGGUCUGUUCCAGCUCCAGCACAGGGAUCUCUCCGGACUAUGGCUUCACAACAAAUAGAGUGUCUUUUCCUUUUUGGACAAGCACAAGUAAAUCUUUCUGUUUAACACUUCCUUUCUUAGUGUUCUUUCACUACCACAAUCUUCUAUACUCUCUCUCAUCUUUACUUUGAGAGAAUCUUAAAUUUAGUCUGUGAAAAUGGACGACACAGAGCCUUUGCAGCCGAGUCUCAACUCCUCCUAUGUUCCGACUGCUCUUGGCAACCACCAUGUGUCUGAGGAUGAAGAUAGCGAGGACCAGAGUCCCUCUGCAUCUCUCCUGCCCAAGCAUUCCCCAGUGCCUCUGGCCAUGCGCUACAGUCCAGAUGACUCGUACUGUUUGGUGUACCUCAUCUUCUUUCUGAUGGGCAUCGGCUCCCUGCUGCCCUGGAACUUCUUCAUAACAGCCAAACACUACUGGCUCUACAAACUGAGCAACAACACUCAUCAAGGUGGCAGUGAGGAGCAACGUUCACACCUCGGCGACUACUUUGAAAGCUAUCUGGCCAUUGCCUCCACGGUGCCAUCUGUGCUGUGUCUGAUACUCAACUAUCUCCUAGUUAACAGGUUAUCUUCAAACGUGAGGAUCCUGUCGUCUCUUUUUGUGAUCCUGUUGGUGUUUGUGUUGACCACGGUGAUGGUGAAGGUGGAUGUGUCAGACUGCAGGACGGAGUUCUUUAUCAUCACGCUAGCCAGUGUGGCUGUCGUCAGCGGAGCGUCCAACCUCUUCUGUGGCAGCAUGUUUGGGAUCAGUGGGCAUUUCCCCAUGAGGAUUUCUCAGGCUCUUAUAUCGGGCCAGGGCAUGGGAGGCACGUUGAGUGCAGUAGCGUCAGUAGUGGACCUGGCGGUGGCGAAGGAUGUGACAGACAGCGCUCUGUUCUAUUUCCUGACAGCCGACUUCAUUAUCCUGCUCUGCAUCAUCACAUAUCUGCUGCUGCCAAAGCUGGCAUAUUCAAGAUACUACAUGGAGGCAGCAGCGUGCACCAGUUCAGAAGUGCUGAGCAAUGGGGCAGCAGAAGGCUCAGGGAGCAGAGUCUCCAUCCCACCGCUGCAGCCUAUCCUCAGGAAGAUGUGGGUGCUCGGCAUGAGCGUCUUCUACGUCUUCUGCAUCUCGAUCAUGGUGUUCCCUGCGGUAUCUUCGGGAAUCCAGUCUGUCAACAAAGACAGCGGCAGCCCCUGGGCAACCACUUAUUUUGUGCCCCUCACCAGUUUCCUCCUGUACAACGUAGCGGACUUCUGUGGCAGGCAGUCCACAGCCUGGCUGCAGGUCCCUGGUCCCACCAGUCGAGUCCUGCCUGUACUGGUGCUGUGUCGCUCCGUCAUGGUGCCACUUCUGAUGUUCUGUAACUACCAGCCAAGGGACCACCUCCACACUGUGCUUUUCACCAAUGACGUGUACCCCGUGGUCUUUAACUGCCUGCUAGGCCUCACCAACGGCUACCUCGGCACUCUGCCAAUGAUCUAUGGCCCCAAGGUCGUACCUCGAGAGCUGGCAGAGGCCACAGGAGUGGUCAUGUCCUUCUUUCUCACUCUGGGACUGGCUGUGGGAUCUGCUUUCUCCGUGCUUAUUGUGCACUACAUCUGACCAGGCUGUUGAGCAAUAACCUAGUCAUUUUACAGUGGUAUAGUUGAGCUAUACGGCAGACAAUUGCUGGACAGUAGAGUCUGAUGAACAGCAGAACCUUAAAGCACUGAUAAGUGCACCAGUAAAGCCAAUUGUUUGCCAUGAGGGGAAAGGGCUGAUAAGCCUCUCUCAACUAUAAACCUUCACAUUAAUAUGUACUGUUUACACUGAUGUGGCUCAUGAUGUUAGCCAUAGGGGUCUGCCAGGACUUGGUUGUUACAUAUUUAAGAUCAGGAAGUGGUUCUUCAGGCAGCACUAGCAAUCAGUGCAGUCCAUAAGGGACACCUCAUUGAACAACCACAUUUUUAUGUCAAAAAACUAAACAAAACCAAAAUUUGUUGGUUCAAGGGGUGAAAAUAUGUGGUACAUCCGUUGUUAUGCCAAAGGUGCCAUUUAGGUUCCACUGUAAUAAAAUAUGCAGAUGGCAAAGAAGCACAUCUUGGUACAUGAGACAUGCUAAUUGUUGUUGAUUGGUGUCUGCCGUUUGUAAACCUUGUAUUGAACCCGAGUUCUGACUUUUCUA